Molecule: messenger RNA, 1035 nt
Organism: Telopea speciosissima
Lineage: Eukaryota; Viridiplantae; Streptophyta; Magnoliopsida; Proteales; Proteaceae
Exons: 2
Coding region: 151-1035 (294 amino acids)
Source: RefSeq, a predicted model, not a curated record
AGGAGGGGAAUCUGCACAAGUUUGUACUGCGUGUGGACUUUAUGAGCAGAUCAUAUUUUCACCUUCAAUCACAAGUCUCAUUGUAGAGAAAAGAACUUUCAAGUGAUCUUUCUAUUACAUUAGUCGAUAGCAAGAAAAAGUAGCAAGGAAAUGAGUUGGUCGUCAAAUGAUGAUUUUUUUGUGAGCUCAAAGUUAGAGGUCUUUGCAGUCGACCUCUUUUCUGAACCAGUAGAAUUGACACGAUGCAAAGCUGUCAUCUACGACGGGCCGAAGGGUGAAGAUUUCAAGAGGUUCUUGCGGUCUAAGAACUUUCGAGUAAACCGUCAGGGAAAGGUUAUUGUACGUGUUCAAAAGCGUGACGACGAUGGUGAAUUCCUUGAAGGUGAGUAUGACAACUUCGUUCUAGAAAUGGUGGUACCGUUGGGUCCUUUUGGUUUCCAAAACAUACAAUUGUCGAAGCCGCAAGAGGUGAACGAAUUGCAAAGCCUCUUGGACAAUACCAAAGCUGAAUUAGCAAAGAAGAAUGACGAGCCUAAUGAAUUGCAGAGCCUCCUGGACAAUACUGAGGUUGAAUUGGCGAAGAAGAAUGAUUUGCUUAAUGAAUUAAUGAAGUGUGACGACGAUGGUGAAUUCUUUGAUUGUCAGGAUGAUUCCUUCAUUCUUGAAACGGUGGUACCAUUGGACACUUUUGGUUUCCAGAAUGUACCAUUACCGAAGUCGCAAGCUGUGAACAAAUUGCAAAGCAUCCUAAACAAUACCAAGGCUGAAUUGGCGAAGAAGAACGAUGAACUUAAUGAAUUGCAAAGCCUCUUUAAUAAUACCAAGGCGGAGUUGGAAAACAAAAAUGAUCCACUUCAUGAAUUGGCGAAGAAGAAUGAUGCGUUUACUGAAUUAAUGAAGCAUAAGAUUGAUCAGGAUUGGAAUCCUGAACAGUUCGGCCGACUGAAUACCGUUGCGAUCACAAACUCGGUGAAGAGAGUGUUUGUUGACUUUGGUCUUGAACCACCGGCAAGUGGAGAUCCGAGACCGCUUUGA